AGCAGAGCAGCGGCUGUUCCCGGUGGCAGGAGGUUGUAUGUGGGGGGGGGGGGUCAGACCCCGGAGCCCCGACCGUGCAUACAUAUCAGCGGCUGCGAGGAGAAAAGAACAGCAUCUCUGCAAAGAUGAGCAAGAAGGAGGAAUCGGAUUCAGAAGGAGGGCCAGAGUAUGAAGAUGACUUUGAGAAAGACCUUGACUGGUUAAUAGACGAGGAAGAGAAACAACGGGCAGCAUCCCAGAAUGAAGAUGACAAUGAACAUCUCAUUGAACAAAGACCUGAUAACGCAUCACAAUUAGUAAAACAAGAGAUCGAAGGUGACCGUAUACCAAGCAACGAUGGUAGCAUUUCUCAACUUGACCCUAAAAUAAAUGCUAAGCUCAUACUGGAUACUGUGUCUGAGGGUGAAGAAGUUGAUCCCGAAGAUGAGGAGGCCAAACGAUAUAUUUCAGAGAAGAUAGAAGAAGCAAACAAGAAAUUAGAAAUGGAAACCAUUGAUGAAAAUCGCCAGAGGAAGCUUAAAUUUAAGGACAAUUUGGUUGAUCUGGAAGUUCCACCAUUAGAUUUUCCAGACAACGAUGGAACUGAAAGUCUCACUGAAGACGAUGUAGUAGGUGGUAUAACACAAUUGCAUCUUAAUGAUACCCCAGCCAAAGAAGAGUUGAAUGCUGAAGAAAAUGAAAACAUUGAAGAAGGAGCAAAAGAUGGGAAAAUUUUGAUUGAGAAAGAUGGAAAGUUUGAACUGGUCAGUUUAAAGGACAUUGAGAACCAGUGUUCUCUACCACCUAUCGGUAACAUUAAGGAGCUGUCAAAAUCUCCAUCGCCAUCUAUGCAGUCAACUAGAUUUGGUGCAUUGCAAAAUGGAGACGAUUUAGAUCACAAGAAAAAAGUCGCUAAUGAAAAUAACUUUGUCCCUCAACCUCCUGGUGGGCCUAAAGUCCGACCUAGCUCUGCUAGUCAUUCAUUGAAAUCUCUACACAGAGUGAAGCCAUCGCGUAGAGCCCAGUCUGCAAUUUUAUCCACCAGAAACACAACAUUCAGCCUUUCCUCAGAGCAAAAGGAGCUACAGAAGAGGAUUCAAGAGAGGCAAGAGAGACUUAGGAGAGAGGAAGAAGACCGGAAAAAGGUGGCAGAAGAAAUGAAACGGAGAGAAAACGAAAUGGCAUUUAAAUUUUGGUUACAGAAGAAGAAUGAACAGCUAAUGCAAGAAAAAAGGAUCCUGCAUGCAAAGGAGCUGGAAAAAAGCAGCAUAUCUGGCCCCAGGGAGGUCAGGGUCGGCACUGCUCAGGAUGAACACUUGCUGGAUCAGGAGGUUACAGAUAAAGAUAAAGAAGGGUCAGAUGAAGCUUUUGGUACUUGGCUGAGGAGGAAACAUAGAGACCAACUGAAAGAAAAGAAGAUGGAGGAACUAAGACAACAGGAGACUGCUGCUUUCCUGGAAGAAAGUAAAGACCGAGAAGGAGCAACUUAUGCACAGUGGGUAAAGCAGAAGAGAAUACAAAAACGAGUUGAACAACAAGCUGCUAAAGAAAGAUCUAGAAGACUUUUGCUGGAAGCCCGAAGAAGCAAGCAGAUACAUAAUUUGUUGUACAAUAUUUCUGACUCCAGAUCGUCCCGCUACAUUGAUCCCUACAGCUAAAAUUACAUUCUGUUUCAGUAUUCAGCACUGGUACAUAUUUAUGUACUUACAUUUACUGUAUGCGUUACCACUAGACACAUUACAAACAAAAGCUAUAUUUUUUAUUUAGUUUCUUUAGAAUAUAUUUUUAUGUGUCUGAAUAGAAUAUUAUUGAUUUGUUAGUAAUUUGUUACCAUAUAAAAUUGGCAUUCCAGGGAUUUUAUGCAACAAA
Messenger RNA from Rana temporaria (common frog), 1848 nucleotides. RefSeq names its product coiled-coil domain containing 181 (gene CCDC181). The transcript has 7 exons. The coding region runs from base 126 to 1637 and encodes 503 amino acids. The record is from RefSeq and is a predicted model, not a curated record. Gene Ontology annotation, molecular function: microtubule binding. NCBI's taxonomy places the organism in Eukaryota, Metazoa, Chordata, Amphibia, Anura, Ranidae.